This is a messenger RNA of Cuscuta campestris, 1532 nucleotides long. Lineage: Eukaryota; Viridiplantae; Streptophyta; Magnoliopsida; Solanales; Convolvulaceae. The record is from the annotation of a GenBank genome assembly.
CGUCCUAAAUUUUCCGUGUGGGAAAGCUCUCCAUACUGUGAGCUCCCCUAUCUGCCCUAUCAUCAUCAUCUGGCGUAACCCGGGUAAGAAAUCGGAACUGUGAGCCUGUAUGACCCUCUCCUCUCUUAAUAUCUUCCUGCGAUGCUCCUCUCCUCUUUCGAGUUCUGAUCGCCAUUUUGGGAGUUCCGGAUUUCCGUUUCGCAUCGUUUCAGAAACCCUAAAAUUAUUCCGUUCAGAAACAUUCCGAUUUCUUGAAGUCCGUGAGCAAUUCUUGGCUAUUGAUCUAAACAAAAAAUUCAACCGCGUCCUGGUGUGGUAUCUGCCCUCAUAUCCAUUGACGCUGUCUCUGCGAGCAUACUUGAUAGCCUGGCGGAGAAAAGAGCUUGAACGGUAUGGAUAUGGAUGGAAGCAAGCGCAUUUUCCAGCGGCUUGGCCCUUCACAAGGCGAUAACCGUACUAAGCAGCCAAAAGUUUGCUUCAGUUGGCGAGCAGGUCGGUGUAAUAGAUUCUCGUGCCCUUACUUGCACAGAGAAUUGCCGCAGCCACCUCAGGCACAUGCAUCCUUGAAUUACGGUACAGCAUCGUCCAAGCGCUCGCAUGGGUAUUCCGAUGAUUUGGGAGGCGGAGUGCGGAGGACUACAAAUUUCAAUAACAGUUGGGGCAGAAAGCAGGCUCAUGGCGGCGGCAACAACACUAGAGCCCUGACAAAGACCGAUAAAGUUUGUAAUUACUGGCUCAAUGGGAGUUGUAAAUACGAUGAUAGUUGCAGGUUUUUGCAUUCCUGGAGUACAGGAAAUUGCUUUUGGUUGUUAAAGAACCUUGAAGGCCAUCAGAAGAACGUUUGUGGAAUUGCUUUACCCUCUGGCUCAGAUAAGCUUUAUUCAGGAAGUACAGACAAGACCGUGAGAGUAUGGGAUUGCCAAUCAGGACAGUGUGCAGGCGUUGUCAAUUUAAGUGGUGAAGUUGGAUGUGUGCUAAGUGAAGGGCCAUGGGUUUUUGUUGGCCUUACCAAUCUUGUCAAGGCAUGGAAUGCUCAAACAUCAGCAGACCUGAAUUUAACUGGUCCUGUUGGGCAAGUUUAUGCCCUUGUUGUGGGCAAUGAUAUGCUCUUUGCCGGUACAGAGAAUGGGAUACUGGUCUGGAAAUAUAAUGUCGCCACCAACUGUUUUGAGCCAGCUGCGUCACUCAACGGACACACUCGUCAUGUAGUGACACUAGUUGUAGGAGCGAAUAGGCUGUAUUCGGGUUCUAUUGACAGUACUAUAAGUUGUUUUUCUGUUUUUAGGUAUGGAGCCUUGAAACUUUGCAGUGUCAACAAGUUUUGACGGGGCACAACAGUGUUGUGAUGUCUGUUCUUUGUUGGGACCGGUUUCUUUUAUCAUGUUCUUUGGAUAAAACAGUUAAAGUCUGGGUUACUAAUGAGAACGGGAGCUUGGAUGUGACAUACACCCACCAGGAAGAACAUGUAGGCAUUAAUAACCUCAUUGCAUUUUGAUUGUUCUAUUUCGUAAAAAUUAAUUGCACUUACCUUG